Molecule: messenger RNA, 2326 nt
Organism: Ostrea edulis (European flat oyster)
Lineage: Eukaryota; Metazoa; Mollusca; Bivalvia; Ostreida; Ostreidae
Product: heat shock 70 kDa protein 12A-like
Exons: 5
Coding region: 258-2027 (589 amino acids)
Molecular function (GO): ATP-dependent protein folding chaperone; ATP binding
Source: RefSeq, a predicted model, not a curated record
GGGCCUCUAAGUGCGAAACUUUCCCCUGCUACCAAGGCCUAUCUGCUCCUAGGACUAUCGGGGAAAGUUUUUGCAAUCUAUUAGAAUCAAUGAAUUAUAUUAUAUUGAUUUCAACUGUAAAAGUAUUACGUGCAAUUUAAUAUGUUAUUGAAAAUGAGCAGAUGUUAGGGCUUUCGUAGCUUAGAUUUAAUUGGAUCGAAGAGGGAAGUACAUAUACAGGCCCUCCAUAGUUCCUCCUCAAGUGGACCAGGAUUAAAAUGUCGAAUCUAGAUAGUUCUGUGAGAUCGAAAUGCAGAAAGCUCUUCGUUGCAGCCAUUGAUUUUGGAACUACUUACUCUGGUUAUGCAUUUUCCGCCACAUCCGAUUGGUCCAAAGUUUUGACCAGUAACUGGACUGGAGGGAAGGUCGUCACUUUGAAGACACCGACAGCUCUACUGCUGAAUUCAGACAAGGAAUUCCAGGCGUUUGGAUAUGAGGCAGAGGACCAGUAUUUAGACUUGGCUCGAGAUGAAGAACACGAGGAUUAUUAUUUCUUUCAUCGAUUUAAAAUGAUACUUCAUUCCGAAAAAGCAAUCAGUCGAAAAACAAAACUGAAAGAUGCCACAGGUAAAGAAAUUGAAGCUAUAAAAGUUUUUGAACUCUCAAUAAAAUAUCUUGUGGGGGACUUGAUGAAAACUUUGAAAAACAGCUACCCGGAUUUAAAGGAAUCGGAUGUGGAGUAUGUUAUCACUGUUCCAGCUAUUUGGGAUGAUCGAUCGAAGCAAUUCAUGAGGGAAGCUGCGCGAGAGGCUGGUAUUGAGAAAUCUUCCUUGACCAUUGCCUUAGAACCGGAGGCUGCAUCCAUUCAUUGCCAGUAUUUACCAGCAAAAAACCUCAACCUGUCCACUUCCAAGUAUCUUGGGGAGCUUGCUGUUGGGACCAAGUAUUUAGUUGCUGAUUUAGGAGGUGGCACCGCAGAUAUAACAGUGCAUCAUAAAGUUGAUGACGGAUCUUUGGAGGAAAUGCGGGAAGCCAGUGGUGGACCUUGGGGAGGAAAAUCUGUAGAUGACGAAUUUGAGAAGUAUAUUCAGGAAAUUAUUGGAGAAAAAUCUAUGCAGGAGUUAAAGAAUGCCUGUUUCGAUGAUUAUUUAGAACUAAUGAGGAACUUUGAAUUCAAAAAGAGAUCUGCUAAGCCUGGAAAAGAAGGCAAUACACAUCUAUCCGUACCUUUGGGUCUUGUGAAUAUUGUUAAGAAAGACAAAUCACGAAAAUCUUUGGAGAAAGCCAUUGAAAUGUCUCCGCAUGCAGGAAAAGUCACUUUCGAGAACUGGAAGUUGAAAUGGAAAAAUGAAGAUUUUCUUCGUUUCUUUGAAAGCACAAUCAAGAAAAUUAAAGACCAUAUAAGGACAAUAUUAUUCGAUAGUGAUAUGGGAAAUGUUGAAACUAUUCUAAUGGUUGGGGGUUUUGCCGAAUGCGAAGUGGUCCAAAAGUCAGUGAGAGAGUCUUUCAAGAUGAAACGCCUUGUUGUUCCAGAAGAUGCCGGUAUUUCUGUAUUAAAAGGCGCAGUUUAUUUUGGACACAUUCCCGAUGCAAUAUCAAGACGAACAGCUCGAUAUACGUAUGGUAUCCAAAGCUGGCCCGCAUUCAAUGCAACCAAACAUCCCGAAAGCAAAAAAGUUGAAGUGAACGGUAAAGCUAGAUGUAAAGACGUUUUCUUCCCAUACAUUACCAAGGGACAACAUCUAACGGUUGGAUAUCAGAAAUCACAAAUUUUUCAAGCCUUAAACCCAAAAGAGAAAAAACUGGAGUGUGCGAUAUACAUCUCCGACAGCAAAGAUCCCAAAUUCGUGGACGACCCUGGAUGUCAUCGAUUGGGCGUCUUGGUUAUUCCCCUGCCGGAUCUCCCAGAUGGCGCAUCGAUCGAAUUAGAAGAAAGUAUGAUAUUUGGCGAAACAGAAUUGCAAAUUCAAGCUAAAGAUAUAUAUUCUGGAAGGUCCUACGAAGUACAGUUAGAUCUUUUAGAAGAACCUUCAAAUGAGACUGAUUAGAAAUACAACAUUCAGUAUGAAUAUUAUUAGGUGAUGGAGAGUCACGUGUCGUAGAAAGGGCGAGUUUUUGUUCUGAUUUAAGGGGGGGGGGGGGGGGGUCGAAACUAAACAUAUUCAAGGUAGUACUAACUCGCAAUGUGGACUGCCCAAAUUUUUCAAACGUUUUUUUUUCCACCUGUGUAAGACUAGAAUCGUGUUCGUAGUAUACUUACACUAGGUACAUGUACUGUUAGGAUUCAUUGAUUCGGAGCAUUCAGUUGUAUGUGUUCUAUGUGAAAUAAAUCGGGUGGUAAAAUAUA